AUUGGUUACAAAAAGACACACACUUUUACGAAGUGACAGCAUAAGCUAAAAUUUCAAAAUAGUUUUUAUUUAUAAAUUAAAACCGAAAAGCUGUGAUAGAAUAUUUCAUGGUAUAUAACAUUAAUAAUUUGGCUACGCAAAUGUCCAACAAAUUUGAAUCAUUGAAACACCAUGUGGAUAAUUCGGACAGCGGUAGCGGCGACGAGGAAUCGGGCCCCAACAUCUCGGAUUUGGGGCCCGUCGAAUAUCCACCCAACGAGCACAGAUUGCAACAUCCCUAUUGUCUUUGGUUUUCGAAAAGACCUUCACAAAUACAGGGUUCACAAGGAUAUAGUCAAGCUUUGAGGUUAGUUGGACAGGUGGGUACGGUAGAACAAUGGUGGGCCUUGUACUCUCACAUGGUUCGAUUGCAAGACAUACCGGCGCACAGAGACAUACAUCUUUUCAAAAAGGGAAUCAAACCCAUGUGGGAAGAUGCGGCUAAUAAAAAAGGUGGAAAAUGGGUAAUACGCUUAAGGAAAGAACAAGCGGGUCGGGCUUGGGAAAACUUGUGUAUGGCCAUGUUAGGGGAACAAUUUAUGGCUGGAAACGAAAUAUGCGGAGUAGUAGUAUCGACUAGGUAUCAAGAGUACCUUCUAAGUAUUUGGAAUAGAACGGCAUCAGAUCAAGCGACAACGGCCAGGAUUAGGGACGCGUUAAAACGACUGUUAAAUUUACCACCAAGUGCCACAAUGGAGUACAAAACACAUAAUGAUUGCCUUAAAUACGGGGCCGCGAAAACAAUACCAAAUAAUUUGUUGAAAAGUUGACCACGCAAGAAAAACUAGAAUAUAACGUCUAUUGUUUAUUUGAAAUGCUAUUUGAAAUUAUGCAUUUGAAAGCAUUAAAAUAAGAACAACUUCUA
Molecule: messenger RNA, 904 nt
Organism: Phyllotreta striolata
Lineage: Eukaryota; Metazoa; Arthropoda; Insecta; Coleoptera; Chrysomelidae
Source: the annotation of a GenBank genome assembly